Aedes albopictus (Asian tiger mosquito) is the source of this 5630-nucleotide messenger RNA. It is a transcript of the gene Adcy2, whose product is annotated as adenylate cyclase type 2. Gene Ontology annotation, cellular component: plasma membrane. Gene Ontology annotation, molecular function: adenylate cyclase activity. Gene Ontology annotation, biological process: intracellular signal transduction; adenylate cyclase-activating G protein-coupled receptor signaling pathway; adenylate cyclase-inhibiting G protein-coupled receptor signaling pathway. The record is from RefSeq and is a predicted model, not a curated record. NCBI's taxonomy places the organism in Eukaryota, Metazoa, Arthropoda, Insecta, Diptera, Culicidae.
AAAACUCCCACCUGGAUGAUCUGUAUACCCGGUACCGGCAGCGGCUUCGAAAGUCGUUAUUCAUCUCCGGUCUGGGAAUAUCGAUACUCUCCUGCCUGGUAUCAAUCAUUCUAUGCAAGUUGCGAGAAGAGAUUGUGGCUGACCUAACGAUGCUGGCCGGUGCCUCGGUGGUGCUGUGUGUCAUUCUGGUGGCACUGCACUUUCCGAUGGUGAUGAAUUCGCCACUGGCUGCCCUAUCGUUCGCCAUGCUGACCACCGGGACCAUCGGAGCCAUUGCCAUCGCCGUCGGAGCACAGCUGGCACCGCUACCGCUGUUUGCACUAAUUUUGGGUGUCCACACGAUGCUGCCCAUCUCCUGGCCCGUUUCCGUCGUGCUAGCGGUGAUUCUAUGUCUAGUGCACAUAGGAUGUCGCCUUUGGUCUGGAGUGCACGACCUGCCGGCCUACUUUUUCCCGCAACUGGUAGCGGAGAUGAUAUUCCUGGCGUCGGCGUCCAUCUCCGGCCUGUACUACCGCAUCAUGUCCGAUGCAGCGCACAUCGAUGCCGUCGACGGGACCCGUAUCGGAAUCGAGCAAAGGGUCCGCUUGGAAUGCGAACGAGAACAGCAAGAGCAACUGCUGCUCAGUGUGAUACCGGCCUACAUUGCAGCCGAGGUGAAACGCAGCAUUAUGUUGAAAAUGGCCGACGCCUGUCAGACAGCCGGUGGCCAGAGCCAGACCAGGUUCCACGAAAUGCACGUCCAACGGCAUAACAACGUGUCCAUCCUGUAUGCCGACAUUGUGAACUUCACGCCCCUCUCGGAGCAACUGACGGCAUCCGAUUUGGUGAAGACACUCAACGAGCUGUUUGGACGGUUUGAUCAAAUCGCUCAAGAGAAUCAGUGUUUGCGAAUAAAAAUUCUCGGUGAUUGCUACUACUGUGUGUCCGGAUUGCCGGUCUCCAGGCCCCAGCACGCGGCCAACUGUGUCAACAUGGGGCUGCAAAUGAUUGAAGCAAUACGAUUCGUCCGGGAAGCGACCGGAUUCAACGUGGACAUGCGAAUCGGCAUCCACACCGGCAAUGUCCUGUGCGGUGUGCUGGGGCUGCGCAAGUGGCAGUUCGACGUGUGGAGCGACGAUGUCACCCUGGCGAACCAUAUGGAGAGCGGAGGCGUUGCCGGACGAGUUCACAUCACGAAAGCCACCCUCGACUAUCUGGGCGAUCGGUUCGAAGUGGAACCGGGAGGAGGAGCCGGCCGCGAGUCGUACCUGGCGGAUCAUAAAAUUGAAACCUACCUUAUCGUGCCACCGAAGAAACCAUCCACCAUCGAACCACCGAAACGUUCCCCUUCAUCAAACACGCACACGCCGUCGCCAACGGCCACCACAGCCACCAUUCAGAUAACCGAACCGGAUCUCCUUGAUUCCGCCUCCCUUGGCGAACCACCAAAGACCCCGAAAACGCCUCGAACGCCCAAAACGCCGGAGGACCUGCGCCGGUCGCACGCAUCCCUCGCAUCCAGCGUCAUUCCGGAGGAGCAGGAGCGGCUUCUACCGCGGCAGUCUUCCGUUCCGUUGAGUCCGCUGCCACCGCCGUCGCCCUUGCCUCUCAUCAAACAAACCAGCAUCACCAUCACCACCGAGACAAUCAACGAGGAAACGACUGAAAACGGCGACGACGGCGAGCAGGACCACUGCAAAAAGGCCUGUCUGACGUUGCCCGUCGAGCCCAUCACCACCAAUGGACACCUGCCGGAGCGCGUCGGCAGUCGGAAGCUGUCCGUGCAAGGUCUGAUGGCGUUUGCCGAGCGCCGAAAAUCGUCCAGCUCUAUUUUCGGCGACAUGCGAAAAAUGUCCAUCAAUAAUAUCGAAUGCCUCCGGUCGCCGAUGGUGGCCACACCGGGACCGCUGAUGCGCAACCGACCGUCCUCAAAAAUGACCAAGUACGUCGAGUGUUGGGGUGCGGACAAACCGUUCGCCAACAUCACCGACUCCAAGAUGGCAAAGAACAUCGGUCUGGCGAGCAUAGCCAUGAUUGAGUCCAACCUGCUGCCGGAAGAUGGCCACUGUGGCGAGUGCAAAUGCUGGGGCCCACCGAAGGAGCUACAACCGGUGACCAUGUGGUACCGGAACGAUUCCCGUGAGGCCAUGUACCGAACGCAGCCAGACUGUAGCUUCCGGUUCGAUCUCAUCUGUACGUUUAUUUUGUUCUUAUCGAUUGGACUGAUACAAGUAGUAGUAUUUAAAAGCAAUGUAGUCGUCAUCGGUUCCCUGAGUGCGACUACCGUAGCCUUAGGUCUAUUUCUAUAUUUAAGUAACCACCAGACGUCGGACCUGUCGUCGCCUGGCAGCAACGGCCCCGGUCAGGUGAUUGCCGCCAAUCGGUCUCUCCGGAUAGCAAUAUUUAUUAUUUCGACUACGCUCAUAGCAGCAUGUGCCAUAUUUAGUGUGAUAAAUUUCGACGACUUAGUGAUAGCAAACGUUCUCCUGGUUAACAAUGGCACCGAAUCGGUCACGUACGACGUUCAGUUCGCACCGCUGGCUCCGGUCUAUUUAUACAUGUGUGCCAUCAGUCUGGCUGCCGUAUCGGCCUUUCUCAAGUCGGGCUUCAUCAUCAAGUUGCUUCUGAUGUUGCUCUUCAUCGGAGUUCAGUGCUCGCUGCUGUGGCAGAGUUCGCUCUUCGAAACCUACCAGAUAUUGAACAAUUCAUGGCCUCUAGCAUUCCAAGGUGGCCUGUUUCUGUUGCUGAUAGCAUCCGUCCUGCAUACCCUGGACCGGCAGGGCGAGUACGUCUCGCGGACCGACUUCCUGUGGAAAGCCAAACUCAAGGUCGAACAAGAGGAAGUGGAAACGAUGCGUGGAAUCAAUAAGAUUCUACUGGAGAACAUCCUGCCGGCCCACGUAGCGCAGCACUUUCUGAAAAAGGAACGUGCCGUGCAGGAAUUGUACCACGAGAGCUACUCCUCGGUGGCGGUCAUGUUUGCCUCCAUCCCCAACUACAAGGAAUUCUACGACGAAACCGACGUUAACAAACAAGGGCUGGAGUGCUUGCGGUUGCUGAACGAGAUAAUCUGCGACUUCGAUAAGCUGCUGCUGAAGCCCAAAUUUAGCGGAAUCGAAAAGAUCAAAACCAUCGGCAGCACGUACAUGGUGGCGUCCGGGCUGCGGCCCGGCAAGGAGGAAGGUGCAACGAAAAAUAAUGAGCUGGAUGAAAAACGAACCGAAGAGCACAACGUGGUGGUGCUGGUGGACUUUGCCAUCGCGCUCAUGACGACACUGGAUCAAAUCAAUCGAGAAUCAUUCCAACGGUUUCGGCUGCGAAUCGGAGUCAACCACGGGCCCGUGAUUGCGGGUGUAAUCGGUGCCCAAAAGCCACAGUACGACAUCUGGAGCAACACGGUGAACGUGGCCUCACGGAUGGAUUCCUGUGGCGUUAUGGGGCGGGUGCAGGCGAGUGAGAACACGGCCAAAGUUCUGAUGGCAGCCGGCUACUCUUGCGAGUGUCGUGGACCCAUUCCGGUUAAAGGUAAGGGCAUCCUUACGACGUACUUCGUGAAAACGCCAUUCGACGAAAAGAUUUAAAGACUCGGAGCAGAAUGUGUGAAAAAGGGCACCUACCGCUACCACAGCAACCAAAAGGGGCAACGAAUAUAAUUACCGGUCCCAUCUGUCGACCAUCGUCGUCGGUAUCCGUGCUAAGCGCUGUUGUUUUGCAACCCGACGUGACGCGUGAAAGAAUGAGUGAGUAACCUACUUUUAAUUAUUCAAACAGGGGCUAGAAAGCUGUGUAGAAAAUGGAAACAGGACUAAGAGCAGCAUAGCUGAAUCUUGAGUGUUAAUGAUGUGUAAACACGUUUAGGGUCAAACUCUUUUAGCAUGUCUAAACGUUUUCUAUAGGCAGUGCUACAGACCUACUGGUACAACAAUAGACCAUUGCUUUCCAAACUUUUCCAGCUUUCAACUUUCUACGAUUUCCAAACUCAAAUAAUUUCAAAACUAUUGAGCAUAAAACUUAUUUAUAAACAGUCAACAGCGAGAUAAUGGGAAUCUGUUUCAAUUUACCCAUAUCAACGGAAUUAUCGCAAGGAUAGCCAAAUCAUUCCUCAAAGUCGAUAAGCUCUCGUAUGCUAGGGUAAAAGCUUCCUUAGUGGAGGUAGUACCAAUAGUGGUGGUAGUGCCAAUUCAGCACUAUUUCGAGCAAAAAGCUUGCAAAUGACAUUUUUAAUAGAAGCAUCAUAACUAAUUAAUAACAUUAAUUCAGUUUUGUAUUUAGGAUUUGCCGAAAAACCUAUUUUAAACAAUUAUUUUCCUUAAAUUUUUUGCUCCUUUGCAGCUACAGUGGUGGUAGUGUUCCUAUAGUGGUAGGUCCCAUAAGAAUUCAAUGGGAUGCGCCACUAUAGGAACCAAUGUUAAAUUUUACCCCCAUAAUAGGAACCGUGUACCUAUAGUUGGUGCAAGUGAUUUAUUAGCAAAAACUGAAAUAAACAAUGGUUUUUACAUUUUUCCUAGCAAAUUUAAGUGAAAAACUACCGAUUAACGUUUUCAGACUUUUUAUUUUGUGGUAUUAUCAAUUUUAUUCAAUUAUUUUUCCACAAGGAGCUACUAAUAGCACCACUAUUGGUACAUUUACCCUAUGGGUCCAUUCGAUUUGUUUGUAUAUCUAAUGACGAUGAAGCGGACUUAUAAACCCAAGUAACAUUUUGAUGACCAUUAAGUAUUGUAGAGGUUUUAAGAACCGUCAUAAAACCUAAUAUUUUUAUUUCUGUUUCAUGAUGGUUGUAGAAACCUUGUCUAGUCUAUUUGACUAAAAAUUGUUACUUGGGAAGAAUUUUAAAUGAUUCACCCACUUAUCAUGCUUACAAUGACUCGUGUAAUAUCUUUGAGAAAAAUGCAAUCUGGAAAAACGUUUAUUGCUGUAGAUAGGUUAGUAGGUCAUGUAGUACUUUUAGCUGAAAAUGAUGUAAUUUAAUAUCAGCAAAUAAAAAUAAGACAAAUCAAAACACCAGAAACCAAACACACAAAGUAGUUAUGAAUUCAUUCGUCAACAAAAUGAAUAUUUUAUUCUUAGAGGCUGUGUAACUUCCACUAACAAACAGUUUAGUCGUGAGCCAUUCUACAAAAGUUUAAACUUGCAAAUUCAACAUUAACAGAAAGAAUAUAAAUCACGUGCAUGCAUAGAAUGUACUGAAUAUCACAUUUAUGGGCCUACCCCUAACGUUUCCGAAAGCAGUGGAAUCCCUUUUUAUACACUCAUUUUACACCCUCCUUCCUCAGCAAGUACAUCACCGUUACCUCAUCGCCAUAAUUUAUUCAUCAUACAUUAUUCCAAAGCGAGCAUUUUGCAUAACAUAUCUUUCCAAGCGUGAAGCAGUUUUAGUUAUCCACCCGCAGCAUUCAAUCAAUAAUCUCGAAAGAGAUAAUGUAAGCACAUACACACACGACUCAAAGCCUCUAACCAAAGCAUGUUUUAGCUGCGAAACAAACUGAGUAAGAUACAAAGUAGUAAAUCCAAUUGAAGUCAGAGAUAGCUACCUUAGUUCAUAAGUGGUUUAUACAUUAAAAUAAAAUCAAAUUCCAUUUCGGUUGCGCCAUUUCGAACAAAAAUAUCACGCCAAAUUAAAUUAAAAUAAAAAAUUGUCAAUUGAAACUCGA